This is a messenger RNA of Odocoileus virginianus texanus, 5036 nucleotides long. Lineage: Eukaryota; Metazoa; Chordata; Mammalia; Artiodactyla; Cervidae. The record is from RefSeq and is a predicted model, not a curated record.
AUGAUCCAAAUGUUAAACAAAGCAAGCUUUAGCCCGAUAUGCCAUUUGGACCAGAGUCUUGGCUUGAUCUGUGAUGAAUGCCCUGUUGGGUACUCAGGACAGCGCUGUGAGAGGUGUGCGGAAGGCUAUUUUGGACAACCUUCUGUACCUGGAGGAUCGUGUCAGCCAUGCCAAUGCAAUGACAACCUUGACUUCUCCAUUCCUGGCAGCUGUGACAGCUUGUCUGGCUCCUGUCUGAUAUGUAAGCCGGGUACAACAGGCCGGUACUGUGAGCUCUGUGCUGAUGGAUAUUUUGGAGAUGCGGUUAAUGCAAAGAACUGUCAGCCUUGUCACUGUAAUGCCAACGGCUCUUUCUCUGAGGUCUGCCAUCCUCAGACGGGACAGUGUGAAUGCAAACCUAAUGUGCAGGGGCGGCGGUGUGAUGAAUGUAAGCCCACUAUGUGGUGGGACCCAAAGAAGCGAUUCUGUGUGUCCUGUGGAUGCAAUCCCAUGGGCUCUGUGACCCCGCGGUGUGAUAUCACAGGAAGAUGUGUCUGUAAAUCAGGCUUCGUAGGGAAACGAUGCAACCUCAACAGGCAGGUGCAGCGACAGGAGGAGCAGCCACAGAGAGCGCAGUGGGUGCUGGGGUCUCCCCAGAGGUGGGGUGCCAGCAGCUCCAGCGGAUGCCCUCGGGGAGCCUAUCGGCCUGCGGCUCCGCCUGAGACCUUUGGCCUCCAAUCGGCAAGAGGGUGCGUCCCCUGCAACUGCAAUUCCUUUGGGUCCAAAUCAUUUGACUGUGAAGAGAGUGGUCAAUGUUGGUGCCAGCCUGGAGUAACAGGAAAAAAAUGUGAUCGCUGUGCCCACGGCUAUUUCAACUUCCAAGAAGGCGGAUGCACAGCUUGUGACUGUUCCCAUCUGGGUAAUAACUGUGACCCAAAGACUGGUCGGUGCAUUUGCCCACCCAAUACCAUCGGAGAGAAAUGUUCUAAAUGUGCACCUCAUAGCUGGGGCCACAGCAUCACCACUGGUUGUAAGGCUUGUAACUGCAGCGCAGUAGGCUCCUUGAAUUUCCAGUGCAAUAUAAACACGGGCCAAUGCAAGUGUCAUCCAAAAUUCUCUGGGGCAAAAUGUACAGAGUGCACUCGAGGUCACUGGAACUACCCUCACUGCAGUCCCUGUGACUGCUUCCUGCCAGGGACUGAUGAUUCAACCUGUGAUUUAGAGACUAAAAGAUGCUCCUGCAUUGAUCAGACUGGGCAGUGUACUUGUAAGGUGAAUGUGGAAGGGAUCCGCUGUGACAGGUGCCGGCCUGGCAAGUUCGGGCUUGAGGCCAAGAAUCCUCUUGGCUGCAGCAGCUGCUAUUGCUUUGGCGCCACUAACCAGUGCUCUGAAGCAAAAGGACUGAUCCGUGCAUGGGUGAUGCUGAAGGCUGAGCAGACCAUCCUGCCGCUGGUGGAUGAGGCCCUGCAGCACACAACUACAAAAGGCAUCAUUUUUCAACAUCCAGAGAUCGUUGCACACAUGGAUCUGGUGAGACAAGAGCUCCAUUUGGAACCUUUUUAUUGGAAACUUCCAGAACAGUUUGAAGGAAAGAAGUUGAUGGCCUAUGGCGGUAAACUCAAGUACACCAUCUAUUUCGAGGCUAGGGAAGAAACAGGUUUCUCUACAUACAACCCGCAAGUUAUCAUUCGAGGUGGAACUCCUGCUCAUGCAAGGAUUAUCAUCAGGCAUGUGGCUGCUCCUCUGAUUGGCCAGUUGACACGGCAUGAAAUUGAAAUGACAGAGAAAGAAUGGAAGUAUUAUGGUGAUGAUCCUCGAAUCAGCAGAACUGUGACCCGUGAAGACUUCUUGGAUGUACUAUAUGAUAUCCAUUAUAUUCUUAUCAAGGCUACAUAUGGAAAUAUCAUGAGACAAAGCAGGAUUUCUGAAAUCUCAAUGGAGGUAGCUGAACAAGGACGCAUCUCAGCAGCGACUCCUCCAGCUCACUUGAUAGAAAAAUGUGACUGUCCCCUAGGCUAUUCUGGCUUCUCCUGUGAGACAUGCAUGCCAGGAUUUUAUCGACUGCGUUCUGAGCCAGGUGGCCGUACCCCUGGACCAACCCUGGGAACCUGUGUACCUUGUCAGUGUCAUGGACAUAGCAACCUGUGUGACCCUGAAACCUCCAUAUGCCAGAAUUGUCAACAUCACACUGCUGGUGACUUCUGUGAGCGAUGUGCUCUUGGUUAUUAUGGCAUCGUCAAGGGAUUGCCAAAUGACUGUCAGCAAUGUGCCUGCCCUCUAAUUUCUUCCAGCAACAAUUUCAGCCCAUCUUGUAUCAUGGAAGGCCUGGGUGAUUACCGCUGCACAGCUUGCCCACGGGGAUAUGAAGGACAGUACUGUGAAAGGUGUGCCCCCGGCUAUACCGGCAGCCCAAGCAGCCCCGGAGGCUCCUGCCAAGAAUGUGAGUGUGACCCCCUUGGCUCACUGCCUGUCCCCUGUGACCCUGUCACGGGGAUCUGCACGUGCCGACCCGGAGCCACGGGACCGAAGUGUGACGGCUGUGAACAGGGGCAUGCGCGUGAGGGCAUGGAGUGUGUUUUUUGUGGAGAUGAAUGCACUGGCCUUCUUCUCGGUGACUUGGCUCGUCUGGAGCAGAUGGCCACGAGCGUCAACCUCACCGGUCCGCUGCCUGCUCCGUAUAAAAUUCUGUAUGGUCUUGAAAAUAUGACUCAGGAACUCAAGCAUUUGCUCUCACCUCAGCGGGCCCCAGAGAGGCUCAUUCAGUUGGCAGAAGGCAAUCUGAACACGCUGGUGACAGAAAUGAAUGAACUUCUGACCAGGGCUACCAAAGUGACAGCAGACGGCGAGCAAACUGGACAGGAUGCUGAGAGGACCAACACGCGGGCAGACUCCUUGGGGGACUUCAUCAAGGACCUGGCCCGGGAUGCAGAAGCUGUAAAUGAAAAAGCUAUAAAACUAAAUGAAACUCUAGGAACUGAAGACAAGCCCUUUGAGAGAAAUUUGCAAGAGCUUCAGCAUGAGGUUGAUCAGAUGAUGACAGAACUGAGGAGGAAAAAUCUAGACACACAAAAGGAAGUUGCUGAAGAUGAGUUGGUAGCUGCAGAAAGCCUUCUGAAGAAAGUGAAGAAGUUGUUUGGAGAGCCCCGGGGGAAAAACGAAGAGAUGGAGAAGGAUCUCCGGGAGAAAUUGGCAGACUAUAAAAGCAAGGUUGAUGAUGCUUGGGACCUACUAAGAGAAGCCACAGAUAAAAUCAGAGAAGCUAAUCUCUUAUCUGCAGAAAACCAGAAAAACAUGUCUGCUUUGGAGAAAAAGAAGGAGGCUGUAGAAAGUGGCAAACGACAGACUGAAAACACUUUAAAAGAAGGCAAUGAUAUACUUGAUGAAGCCCGUCGUCUUGCAGAUGAAAUCAACUCAGUCAUAGUGUACGUCGAAGACAUUCAAACUAAAUUGCCACCCAUGUCCAAGGAUCUGAAAGAUAAAAUAGAUGACCUCUCCCAAGAAAUAAAGGACAGGAAGCUGGCUGAGAAGGUGUCCCAGGCUGAGAGCCAUGCAGCUCAGUUAAAUGAUUCGUCUGCUGUCCUUGAUGGAAUCCUUGAUGAAGCUAAAAACAUCUCCUUCAAUGCCACUGCAGCCUUCAAAGCUUACAGCAAUAUUAAGGACUAUAUUGAUGAAGCUGAGAAAAUUGCCAAAGAAGCCAAAGUUUUUGCACAUGAAGCCACAGAGCUGGUGAGAAACAAAUAGUGCUGUGUACUGAGGUCAGCCUUCUCAAAUAAGUAUCUAAACUACAUUUCUCCAACUUAAGUAAGCUCUGGAAAAUCCUGCCAAAUCAGAACAUUAAUUUUAAAUUAUUUUCACAGGCUCCUUUUAAAUUUUAUCCAAAAUAAAUUCUCAGUGUGCUGUAAUCAUCGCAGAACUCUUCUCAGUUACACGCUACUUUCCACCACUAAUAAGAGUUGUAUUAUUAUCCCAGGUGACAAAUAGGUUUGUGCCACCAACUCAUAAAGGAAAAUGGCCAAACAUAAGACACUGAAGAGGGAAAUUUAUCACAGUUAUUCCAUAUGUCUUCAAUAAGAAAGUGCUUUGAAUAUUAACACCAUUGCUUAUAGUCACAUAUAAGUUGAUUCUAUGUAAAGUUUAAUAAUAAGGUGCUCAUUUUACAAAACAUGCCAAAUCAGAUACUUCUAAACUAUUAUACUAUUUUUAUCCAUUGAAAUAUUUACCUUCAAAAAAAAAAAAAGAAAUAUUUACCUUCAAAGCUACUUUUGGCUUCUGUCAUUGUUCAAAAUAGAUUUUCAAUUAAUAUGUUAGAGUUUGGGGAUUCUAGGUAUAGCACAUUAUCUGAGUAUCUUCAACAGUGACAAAUUUUUUUCCUUUACAUGUAGACAAACAUUUUGUAAACAGGCUAUGUUUGGUAAAGCUUGGCAAUACUUUUUAGGUCAACUUUCAUUUCACAGGAAUCACACGGUUAGUUAAAAUGUUCAGAUCCAUCUCUUAUUCCUUUGGCUUGACACAGAAUCCUCCAAAUACAUCAGAAUUUCAGGAGGAAAAAAACUUGCCUGGACAUUUGACUGUUAAUGAAAUAUGCAGAAAUAGUGGGUGUUGAAGAAACAAAUCAGUAUUUGCUUUGGUAUUUAGCACAAUUGCUUUCUUGGAUUUCAGAGAUAGCAGAGGUAUUUGCCACAUACUUAGAUGGUUUAUUUUAUGGUCAUAGUGAAAACAUCAUAUUCCAUCAGCAAUUACUACUGUUUGGUUUCUCUGGAAUGACUUUACUAAUACUGUGUGCUCUGUUUAUUUCUUAUUCAAAGUCAUGACACUAUUAUUACAAAAACGUACCUAUGUUCAGUUAUCCUUUCAAAAUGAACCAUUUUUCAUAUCUAUUUGAAGAUCCUAAUCUUUGAUUUCACCAUUUUCAUCUGACCUAAGUCUUACUGGAUGUUUUCAGCAUCUAGGACAGUGCCUGACAAAUCAUAGGCCUGGGUGAGUGAAUGCCUGUCAUUCUAAUCGACACUUUUCAUGCUUGUUUACAAAAUUUUGUACAAAUAAAAAUCUCAAUAUUA